Molecule: messenger RNA, 939 nt
Organism: Aphanomyces invadans
Lineage: Eukaryota; Oomycota; Saprolegniomycetes; Saprolegniales; Verrucalvaceae
Exons: 3
Coding region: 34-753 (239 amino acids)
Source: RefSeq, a predicted model, not a curated record
CAAAACUUAGUUUUCGAAAUCCCCGCGCGUCGUAUGCCGCGGAAACUCGUCGACGACGACGUCGUCAUGCACCAAACAGCGGGGUUCACAGUGGGCGCUGCACAUCGUCCUAGUUCGCAACUUGCCCGCAGGAUUGAGCACGUGAACAAGCAGCAUCGUAUUACAACGCAAAUCGACCGACGGACACGAAAUCACCGCGCAGAUGUGAGCGGUCGGCGGCUCUCGGACGAGGAGAAGGCAGUCGCAGCCCACCACGCGUUUACGCUAGAGCUUAUGGACGGCAUUCGAAUGCCGCGCGUCGUUGUUCAGCAAAAGCAAACGACCGGCCAAGCCCUGGACUCCAUUCGAGGCGGCGGCGCUCAAGACGAGAGAGUCCAGGUGGUCGAAGACCCCAUGGUGGCAGUGGACGCCCGAUUGAUGUCUCUCACGUGUACUGCCACACCGGUCGAUGACAGUGGGUGGUGGUGGCAGUCUUGGUUUCAUACCCCGACGGAGGUCCGAAUCUCCUUCAGCGACAUGACGGCCGUCGAGGCAAGCGCGGAAUGCCCGUAUGCACAAACCACUUCCCCUAUCAAGGGAUCGCCAGGGGAGCCCGAAAGCACGUCAGUACACGUCGUGAGGAUGGACGCACCCAAUCAGCAAAUGUGGAUCCAAUGCAACAACGCGGAAGAGCAGGUGCAAGCAUUGACUAGCUUUGAGCUCUUACUCAAGUCGGCAAAGCGACGAUCUUCGGACCACACGACGCAGGAAUGACCUGGGCGCAAGGCCGAUGUAGCUUUAGGUUGAAGAUGUAUGUCGCAUGGUCAUCGAGUGGAUCCUAACGCUGUGCACAUCUCGCCCGCCAAGCGCGCACAUGAAGGCCCGGACGCGAUGCGCCCAUCGACUGCCGACUUGGCUGUGUAAUUCCAUUAAGAUAUCUCCGUCAGUCAGUCACGCAAA